AUAUGUAUAUAACAUAAAAAAUCAAAUAAAGAUAUGUAUAUAACAUAAAAAAUCAAAUAAAGAUAUCAAUCAAGAAUAUGUUUGUAUCAUUUCUCUGGUAUUGAUGUCCAGUUGAUGUCUUGCUGUUCUUAAUGGUAUGUAUCCUCCAUAUGAUUAUGUAACCUAUUACUAUCCACUUGACUUUUAUUAUCCAUCCUACUGUGUAUACAUCCAGUUGAUCCUAUCGUUCAUCUAUGCCACUUGUACUGAUAUAUAUAUUGCAACUUACUUGUAUCCUCUUGAUAUAAUAUUACAACAACAGUUAGUAAGUCUUUGUGUAUGUAUAUUUCUUUUUCUUUUCUUUUUUGAUAUUACCUUUUAUAUUGUUCUUUCAUAUUCCAGUAAUAAGUGCGUGCAUUUUGUACAUUAUUGACUUGGCAUAGUAGGAUAUUCCCUUUUUGUUGUUAGGUAAUAUGAGUGACCUAAGAGUGGAAAAAAAAAGAAGAGUUAGUUGUAUAAAGGCAAAAUAAAUGUAGAGAAUUUAAAAAAAAGUUUGAACUCCUCUUUCUGAAUGGAUCAUAAGUCUUGAAGCAAGGAUCUUUCCUUUGUCAUGACGAAUCCUAGAAUAUGAAAAAGAGCAACGAUUUGCUUAUCGUUUUUCAUCACAUAUCAUCCACCAUCCGUCACAUGUAUCAGUAUCAU
Molecule: messenger RNA, 681 nt
Organism: Halteromyces radiatus
Lineage: Eukaryota; Fungi; Mucoromycota; Mucoromycetes; Mucorales; Cunninghamellaceae
Exons: 2
Coding region: 137-412 (91 amino acids)
Source: RefSeq, a predicted model, not a curated record